AUGUCUCUUUACCUUGCUCAAAUUUCGGAGAAACGAAGCAAAAACGAAGUAAUGAAAAAUUUUCAGGGUCGUCCAGGGUCGCCGCUGGUCGGACCCUUAGACUGCCCUGGUGGCACUAUUCCGGCGUUAAAGGCACUAUUCAUAGCGACCAAUAUAUGGAUACCGUCCUGCAUGAUGGGUCGGUCAAUUCUCUCUAACUCUGCUGGAUACCACGUUGUAACACGUUCGUUCCAGGGAACGUUGGGCGGCAUGAGGCAACGACGAUGGUACUACACAUUGUGGUCGAGGAUAAAGCACUUUGGCCGUCACAGACACCUUCCGGACGAUACCGUAUCGUCGCUUCACAACGAGCCUGAUAUCGACAGACUCUCUGAUGCGACGUUACUUCGAAUUUUCGUGUUUACCCAGUCCACGUACGCGUCACCACUACCAGAGAGGGCCAUAUCCCACGUCAACCGUCGCUGGAGGGAAAUCGUCUUGGAACACGCCGCUUUGUGGCGCCAGAUAGACGCCAAGGUCCUCAGUAGCUCCCUGCAGCAAGAUAUCAUAGAGGCGUACUUGUCCCGCGCACGGACGUUCACCGCCGAUUUGAGGGUCGUUCUCUCGGAAAAUGAGUGGAUUCGAACUCUAGAAAUCAUUGCCGAGCACUCGGCCCGAUGGCGUCUGGUAUCUAUUCGAGCCGACUUCAACUUUUCUCCCGAUCUCCUCAGUCAACAUAUAUCCCAGUUCCACCUCCCACAUCUAGAACACUUAUCUAUCAUCUGCUUAGACAGAUUUUGUGACCCACCGGACCUUGAUACCAUUGAUGGGGACACGAGUAUUCUACGCGGGAGCGCACCCAGGCUCACCAGUUUCCGCGUGCAGCACAGCGCCAUCACUUAUUUUCCUCCCCCCUUGCACGGUCUCACGACUCUCCACCUAGAAGAACUAGGGGGCCAUCGCAUCGACUACACCAGCUUUCGUCGUUUGAUUCUUUCCAUUUAUUCCUUGACCAACCUUUCAAUAUACGGCGACUUCAUCGACCAUUGGACUAUGACCGGAGAUCUCCGUAUCCCCGCCCUUCGCUCUCUGCGGUCUGGUAGCAACGCGUCUCUAGGCGCGAUGCUAUUAUCGCUGUCUGUGCCAGGGUUAGCCAGUCUAACAUUAUACAACGCAUGGGACUCUCAUAUCCAGGAAUUCAUUCGUCAACGUGAACCUGGUUACGAAACCACACUUCCUUGCGUUCAUUUAAUGCUCAAGGACUGCCAUUUUUCUUUGCCAUCCCUUCGAACACUGUUAGAAGAGGUACCGGCGAUAUAUCGGCUCGAUAUCAUUGAUGGCUUCGCCGACGAGGCCCUUGACCUACUGCAAAACGAUAAUGCCCUGCUCCCAUCACUCUGCGCAUUGUCCAUCAACAGACUUCGUGAUCCCACCAAACUAUCUACCUUCUACAACUCCCGCAAAGGCAAAGUGGCAUUCCGACUGCAUUUUGAUUUAGAUGCAGUCCCACCUCCUGAUGCUUCCAGUGUUCGUUGGGAUAGGCUCGAAAGCUGGCCUGCAGGCACAAAAUGUAUUGAUAGGGAUGACUUCAUGACAAGGUUGUCUGAUACUGGAGUCGCUUAUAGAUCACCGAGAUUGCUGUUGCCUCACACCUUCAUUAUCAACAACUACGACGACGAUAUACGCCUAGGAAUCAUUUGCGACACCUCCACCCUCGUAGAUCCAGGGCCAUGCGCCGUGAACGAUCUAUCGGACGCAUUACUCCUCAGCAUUUUUGAACUCACGAGCGACUCUUAUGGGCAAAGUUAUCCCUCUGUCGUGAGGAGAAUAUGCCACGUCAAUCAACGUUGGCGAAAGAUUGUGACCUCGUCCCCAAAACUAUGGCGGCACAUCGACGCUAUAGUGCCAAAUGUCUACAACCAGCUCGCAUUGAUCAACAUGCAUCUGAUCAAGGCGUACCCACUCACAGUCGACUUACGGCUGGCACUUCCCAACGUUGAAUCUGAAUGGGCCCUACUCCUCGAACCUCUCACAUACUCUUCCUCUCGCUGGCGGGUGCUUUCCAUCCACGUUGACAGUGAUUCCGACUGGGGACAGCACGCUCUCGUUCGACAUUUCCGCACAUCACAUUUCCCCAAUCUUGAACACUUCUCCGUCAUCCGUUACUCCGACGUUUCAUCAUGUAACUGUUUCGCGCAGCAACAUUUUGGGGGGAACAUUCUCUUAGAGGGCUCACCGAGGCUCUCGAGCGUACGUUUACAGCAUUCCUCGAUCCCUCAUCUCCUACCACCGCCGCAGUCCAUCAGCACGCUGCAUCUAGAGCAAUUCGGAGAAUAUCCCAUGGAAUAUGGGACCUUCCGACGGCUUAUAAUGGGAUUGCCGUCGUUGGCAAAUCUAUCAAUUUAUGGCAACUUCGUUGAUGGUUGGACCAAAGCGGGGGAUUUGGUCGUACCUGGCCUGCGAACAUUGAGAUUAAGUAACAACGAAGCGUUGAGCGCUCUGUUGCUAUCAAUCUACGCCCCAAACUUGGAGAGCUUAGAGUUUCACGCAGUAUGGGACUCUCAUCUUCGUGAUUUCCUUCAUGAGCGCGAGAAAGUAUACGAGACCAGUGUGCAUUAUUUGAUGCUGAAGGGCUGCCGACUGUCGACGGAUUCCCUCUCUGCGCUUUUCAAGGAUUUUUCUGGGACGGAGAGAGUUGAUAUCCUCGAUGGGUAUGCGGACGUUGUCAUGGAUCUGCUCAUGAGCGAUGAUGACCUGCUACCAUCUCUUCACACCGUCUCAGUUCACAAACUGGCAGAUGCUAGGAAACUCCUUGUGGCCCGCAGCGUGAUAUUUCGGCUGCACUAUGGUGUUGAUGUUACGCGGUUGCAUGCUGAGGUUGUGAGAUGGGAUCAGCUGGACCCGUGGUCUUUGCCCAUGGAAUUCUGCGACAGAGAUGACUUUAUGACGAGGAUCUCCGAACAUUGUCGUCGUGAAGAUGACCGGAAGCUUGUGAGGUUCGGGUUGAAAGGUUGA
Molecule: messenger RNA, 2994 nt
Organism: Desarmillaria tabescens
Lineage: Eukaryota; Fungi; Basidiomycota; Agaricomycetes; Agaricales; Physalacriaceae
Exons: 4
Coding region: 1-2994 (997 amino acids)
Source: RefSeq, a predicted model, not a curated record